UAAAUAGGUCCGUUUUACUCUGGGGGUCAGGACAUCGUUUUUGUGGAGCCCCGCUGUGAGCACUGCACUGCUAUUCUUUGGGGCCGGUCAGGUAAAUCAGCAUUGAAACACACAGUAGCAUGGCUCUGAAUAAUCCCAACCCACUGGGACCAUGGAAGAUCACAGUUUACGACCAGGAAAACUUCCAAGGGAAGCGUUUGGAGUUUACCUCGGCCUGCCAGAACAUCAUGGAGUGUGGCGUCGACAACAUCCGCUCCCUGAAGGUGGAGUGUGGAGCCUGGGCAGGAUAUGAGCACUCCAGCUUCUGUGGACAGCAGUUUGUGCUGGAGAGAGGAGAGUAUCCUCACUGGGAGUCGUGGAGCGGCAGCAACGCCUACCACAUUGAGAGGAUGAUGUCCUUCCGCCCCAUCUGCUCUGCUAACCACAAGGAGUCCAAGAUGGUGUUGUUCGAGAAGGAGAACUUCAUGGGACGCCAGUGGGAGAUAAACGACGACUACCCCUCUCUGCAGGCCAUGGGCUGGGGCAACAACGAGAUUGGAUCCAUGCAAGUUCAGAGCGGCUCCUGGGUGUGCUACCAGUUCCCCGGUUACCGUGGUUACCAGUACAUCAUGGAGUGUGAUCGUCAUGGCGGCGAGUACAAACAUUACAGAGAGUGGGGCUCCCAUGCUCAGUCCUUCCAGGUGCAGUCGCUGCGUCGAAUCCAGCAAUGAGACCUGCAGCCUCCCCUCCCAACCUCUCACUCUUUACCUCCUCCACCUCUUCCUCUUCCUCCCCCCUUCACCCAGUCAUUCCAAGCUUUAGCCAGCUCUGUCAGGCCUUAGGCUGACACUUUGCUGGUGCUUCACAAUCAAGAUGUUUACCGCACUUUUGUUUUGUUCUGUUGCCAAAUGAAAAUAAAGAGAAAUGAUGAAAAGAAAGAAACAGUCACUGAAGAGAAGCCCCUGACUGACGCCCCACUGAGGAGAGAAGAGGAGGAAGUUAAAGGCCUCAUGGCGGCAGGGUGGAGAUGUCACUCAGAGUCAUUGCUCCUCAUAUUUGUGGGUAAAGAUGGUGCUACCAGUGAUCAAUAAAGAACGAAUGGGCAACAUAAAAUAAACAGAAAUACAAGAGUCUGCUGCUAACCUC
Molecule: messenger RNA, 1125 nt
Organism: Sebastes umbrosus (honeycomb rockfish)
Lineage: Eukaryota; Metazoa; Chordata; Actinopteri; Perciformes; Sebastidae
Gene: cryba1a
Product: crystallin, beta A1a
Exons: 6
Coding region: 120-710 (196 amino acids)
Biological process (GO): visual perception; lens development in camera-type eye
Molecular function (GO): structural constituent of eye lens
Source: RefSeq, a predicted model, not a curated record